Messenger RNA from Humulus lupulus (European hop), 1965 nucleotides. Its product is annotated as lysine histidine transporter-like 8. The record is from RefSeq and is a predicted model, not a curated record. The transcript has 3 exons. Gene Ontology annotation, cellular component: plasma membrane. Bases 172 to 1794 code for a protein of 540 amino acids. Lineage: Eukaryota; Viridiplantae; Streptophyta; Magnoliopsida; Rosales; Cannabaceae.
UAUAUGUAUAGCUUUAGCUAGAAACUAAUAACUCUAGCAAAGCUUUAUAGCUAGCUCUCUUUCUCUUUUUACAGUCUUCGAUUGUGCAUGAGAUUUUCAUCAAGGCAAGACUGAAAGAGAGCUUUAGCUAUACAUAGAAACUAACUCUCUAGACCAAAGGGUUAUAUUAAAAUGAGUCGAGAAACCAAUCACGAGAUAAACUCAGCUCCCAUAACGCCGAGGCCAUCAGCACCAGCAGCGGCUCAACCACCGGUGUCGUGUCCACCGUCGCAGUAUCACUCGCCAUCUUUGUCGAGGUCGCCUCUGCUAGAUGGGGCUGCACAUGGUGAUGGUCACCCACCACCACCGUCUCAAAGCAAGACUCCUAAGACCCCUAGAACCCCACGACUCUCCAUCACCCCAAGACAGCUUCUCACACCGUUCAUAACUCCUUUGGGAAGCCCGGUUAGGAAGGCUUUGAGGCUCACCAAGCUUGACCCUCAAGACGCUUGGUUACCCAUCACUGAGUCUAGAAAUGGCAACCAAUACUAUGCUGCUUUCCAUUCUUUGUGUUCUGGUAUCGGUAUUCAAGCUCUUGUUCUUCCUGUGGCCUUCACUAUUCUAGGAUGGACAUGGGGAAUAAUCUGCUUAACACUAGCAUUCAUAUGGCAACUCUACACAUUAUGGAUACUAGUUCAACUCCACGAGUCAGUAGAGACCGGUAUGCGUUACAGCAGAUAUCUCCAACUAUUCAGUCUAACAUUUGGAGAAAGACUAACAAAGCUACUAGCCUUGUUCCCAAUCUUGUACCUAUCUGGGGGCACGUGUACGGCUCUGAUCAUCAUAGGAGGAUCAACGGGGAGGAGCUUCUUCCAGAUAGUAUGUGGACCAGAGUGUGCGAGGGAGCUGACCACCGUGGAGUGGUACUUGGCGUUCACAUGCGUGGCGGUGGUGCUGUCUCAGCUGCCUAACAUGAACUCAAUCGCCGGUGUUUCACUCAUUGGAGCCAUUACAGCAGUUGGGUAUUGUACCAUGAUUUGGGGUGUGUCUGUGCACGAGGGCAGGCUUCCUAAUGUGUCUUAUGACCCCAUUAGAGCUGGUAGCAGUGUUAUGGAGCAGAUAUUCAGUGUGUUCAAUGCUCUUGGGAUUGUUGCUUUUGCUUUCAGAGGCCACAAUCUUAUCCUUGAGAUUCAGGCCACCAUGCCAUCGAGUGAGAAGCACCCUUCGCACGUGCCAAUGUGGAAAGGAGUGAGAGUUUCAUACACUCUGAUAGCUGCAUGCCUAUACCCUCUAGCCAUCGGAGGCUACUGGGCAUACGGCCACUUGAUCCCAGCCAACGGCGGAAUGCUCACAGCCCUCUUCCAGUUCCACUCCCGGGACGUGUCGAGCUUCGUCUUGGGCCUAACAAGCUUCUUCGUCAUAGUAAACGCACUCUGCUCCUUCAACAUCUACGGCAUGCCCACGUUCGACGACAUAGAGUCCAAGUACACCAGCAAGAAGAAGAAGGCCAUGCCGUGGUGGCUGCGCGCGUUUUCUCGAACCAUGUUUGGCUUCUUCUGCUUCUUCAUUGCCGUUGCUCUGCCAUUCUUGGGAAGCUUGGCUGGCCUCAUUGGUGGCCUUGCACUGCCCGUUACAUUGGCUUAUCCUUGUUUCAUGUGGCUCAAGAUCAAGAAGCCUAAGAAGUUCAGUCCCAUCUGGUGCCUCAACUGGUCUCUUGGGGUCUUGGGGAUGUUUCUUAGUGUUGUGAUUGUUGCUGCUGGGCUUUAUGUUGUUGUUGAAACUGGUGUUGAAGUCAGUUUCUUCAAGCCUCACUAAUAAUCAGAUACAAUAUCAUCAUGUGUAGAAGAGAUUAAGUUGAGAACAAUGACUACCAAUAUUGUGUGUUGUUGUUCUAUUUUUAUUAAACCAAUAUUGAGAUUGUAUCUCUCCCACCCAAGUGUGUUAUUUAUACCCCAUCUAUAAAUACCAUUGAUUAUAAAAAAUUUA